This is a messenger RNA of Effrenium voratum, 1161 nucleotides long. The record is from the annotation of a GenBank genome assembly. NCBI's taxonomy places the organism in Eukaryota, Dinophyceae, Suessiales, Symbiodiniaceae.
AUGGGCGCGGCGCCCGGGCGCGUGCCGGAGGCCCAGCUGGCGCAGGCGCCGCCGCCCAGGAGCUUCGUGGCCGCCACGGACCUGCGGCUGCGCUUCCGCGGGCGCCGCGUGAUCCAGGACGCCGCGGUGCGCUUCGACUGGCCCUGCACCAGCUUCAAGCUGAAAACCUCCACCAGCCGGGUUUGGCUUCGGAUGGACGGGGCGCGGAACUACUUCAACGUCUUGGUGAAUGCGAGCCUGCUCUGCGUGCUGAAGACGACCUACCCCCAGGUGCGGGACUACCCGCUGAAGCUGCCGGGCCCGGAUUCGGAGAUGCGCGUGAUCGAGGUGCAGAAGCGCACGGAGUCGCGGAUCGGGGGCACAAUGCAGAAGCCCACGGGACCGGUGGUGCUGCACGGGGUGGUGCUGGAGGAUGGGACCUUGGAAGAGCUGGAGGAGGACACGCAGGAGCGGCGCUUGGAGUUUUUGGGCGACUCGGAGACCUCAGGCUUCGGGAACCUGGGGCCCAGCCAGCCGGGGGCGCCGGGCCUGCGGUCCCUUCUGACGGUGAACAUCGCACACCAAGACGGCAACCAGGCGUGGCCCGCGCUGGCGGCCAAGGCACUGGACGCCGACUUCCACAACAUCGCCUGGAGCGGGGCGGGUGUGGUGUGGAAUGGAAUGGGCUGUUCUGCGGAUGCGCCUUUCCAUGACUUAUACGCCCGAGCGCUGGGUACCAGCGAGGCCGAAGUGGUGGAUGAGUGGCAGCCCGAUGCCGUGGUCAUCUACCUGGGGGGCAAUGAUUGGUGGAGCCUGGCGGACAAGGGCCAUGACGCGCUCACGGAGGGCUUCCAUCGAUUCUUGGAACGGGUGCGGGAACGACGAGCUGAGGCGGCGAUUUGCGUCUUGUUGGCCUCGCCCGACUCGAUUUGUGCUUGCAUCGGCAGCCAAGAGGACCAGGCAGCCUUCGCGGCAGACAUGUCUCAAUGCUGGAGAAGUGCUGCCGAAAAACUGGGGGAUUCUCGGGUGUUCCUGGACGUGGUAGCGCCGAAUCCUCCCUGCUCCUUGUCUGAGCCGGCAGAUUGGGGGCAGAUGGGGCACUGGUCUGUCCAGGGCAACAAGAAGUGGGCGGCAGCUGUAGUUCCAAUCCUGGAAGCGCGCUUGGGGUGGAAGGCAAUUUGA